AUGCCUGAAGCAACACUCCCUCCUUUCCCUGAUGAUGUGCCCACCCACCCCCUCCUCAUCGUUGACUACGAGCGUAUAAAGGCAGGUGAUCAACAAGAGAUUGACAUUAUGUGGAAGGCAGCAACGACUCUUGGGUUUUGGUAUUUGGGGAACCAUGGAGCUGAUACACAAGUGACAAGUAUGUUUGAAAUGGGGGCGGAAACUAUGGCUUUGUCUAUGACGGAAAAGUUGCAAUUUGAACAAGGAGACGAUGGGCAGUCUUUUGGGUAUAAGAAAGCUGGUGCUAAUGCCACAGAUGAAACUGGAAAAACCCUCGAUACCGCUGAGUUUAUCAAUGUGGCGAAGGACGACGUAUUGGCUUACCCCAGCGUCGCUAGACGCACCUAUCCACGAACUGUAAAUGCUCGUAUGGAGUCGACUAUCACGCCUUUCGUACAAAAGUCGUUGGAAGUCAACUAUACUAUCUUACGUAUAUUCAAUGACAAGCUUGGGCUUCCUGAAGGCACUCUUGCUAGACUCCACUCCCUCGACGAGUUCAGUGGAAGCGAGGCGAGGUGCAUUAGGAACCCUCCUUUGCCUGGAAAGUCGUUGUCCGAGACAGUUGCUCUUGGGGCACAUACAGACUUUGGCUCACUUUCAUUCCUGCACAAUAAACUCGGGGGGCUGCAAGUUCUGCCACCCGGGUACGAGGAGUGGCAAUAUGUCAAGCCGAUUCCUCGUCAUGCCAUAUGUAAUGUAGGGGAUGCUCUGUCACUCUUCAGUGGUGGUAUCCUCCAAUCCAAUAUUCAUCGCGUAGUCCCUCCACCAGGAGCACAGAGCCACUUCGAGAGAUGGUCUCUUGUAUUCUUUACGCGACCGGGAGAUUCGGUUAUCCUUCGAGCUUUGGUAGAAGACAGCUCUGCGAUUGCCGAUGCUGUAGCACAGAAGUCUGACAAAAGCUUCGAGACGGACUCGACAGCGGCCGCUUGGUUUGCUCGACGAGUCAAGAAUCAGAGGAUUAAGAAUCGUACUGGUCCGGAGACCUGGAUGGCAAGUAGAGGGACAGAGCACAAAUUAGCUGCCGCCUAG
This is a messenger RNA of Serpula lacrymans var. lacrymans S7.9, 1068 nucleotides long. RefSeq lists its product as uncharacterized. The transcript has 8 exons. The coding region runs from base 1 to 1068 and encodes 355 amino acids. The record is from RefSeq and is a predicted model, not a curated record. Gene Ontology annotation, molecular function: dioxygenase activity. NCBI's taxonomy places the organism in Eukaryota, Fungi, Basidiomycota, Agaricomycetes, Boletales, Serpulaceae.